Eurytemora carolleeae is the source of this 3698-nucleotide messenger RNA. RefSeq lists its product as uncharacterized. The record is from RefSeq and is a predicted model, not a curated record. Lineage: Eukaryota; Metazoa; Arthropoda; Copepoda; Calanoida; Temoridae. Gene Ontology annotation, biological process: cell differentiation; regulation of transcription by RNA polymerase II; anatomical structure development. Gene Ontology annotation, molecular function: zinc ion binding; RNA polymerase II cis-regulatory region sequence-specific DNA binding; nuclear receptor activity. Bases 29 to 3481 code for a protein of 1150 amino acids. The transcript is spliced from 28 exons.
AGAAAUUAACUAAAUGAUGUAAGAAAAUAUGCCGAAGGAAAAAACACCUGCUUCUAUUGCCCGAGCUUUAACUUUGACGAGCUGCUGCCUUGUCUGUGGAGGAGCUUCUGCUGCGCAUACGCACUAUGGAGCCGUCUGCUGCUACUCUUGCAGAGCUUUCUUCCGGCGUGGGAUAACCCGCACCUACGCCUGUGUUCGUGGAGACUAUGGCUGUCAGGUUAACAGCAUUACAAGAACAAACUGUAAACGAUGCAGAUACGAGAGAUGUUUGGCUGUUGGGAUGAAGCCUUCCCUGGUAGAUGCUAGUGUCAAGAAGAAGGGAGAUGCUGGAGACGAUGAAGUUUUAACACAGUAUCAGGUCCCCCUCGGUAGCAAUGGAAAGAUUGAUAGCUCUCUUCUCCUCCAGGCAUUGGAGGGAAGGAAGAAGGUUGUUCUUGAGCUUAGACCUGGAGAACAGGAAGGAGUUCAAGAUGAGCUAGCUGAAAUGGAAGAGACCGGUAUUCAUAUAUCGUCAGGUGCCCAACCUGUGAGGCAACAGACCUAUUAUAUUUUCCAUCCUGGCAGCCAAACAUUUGAACCUGUCACUAUAGCUGAGUUCAGUGAGGCUCCUAUAGUGGAGGAAGUUGUAGAGUCUGAGGAGUACCAGAGUAGGCAAGAGGAGAUUACAGGAGAACUUAUCCAGGUGGAACCUGACAGUAGCCUUGAUAGAUCUAUAGCAGAACAGUCACAGGAAGAGGACAUCAGUGAAACGGGGUUAGAAGCGAGGCCAAUAUCUGAAGCCGAUGAUAAAACUAAGGCGGAUAACCGUCAACGGAAGGCGGAUGUCAAGAAGGCGAGGACUGAAGAUGGGCAGAUGGUUGAAAGGAUUCCGAAGGCGGAGAAACGAAAGAUUAAAUUAGAUAAAGAUGAUUCCAGAUUAAUAGGAGUAGAGGAGAGUAGUACUGAAGAGCUGAGGCGAAUGGAUGCACAGGAAUCUAUGAUUGUUGGUGACGACGAACGGAUUGUUGGAGAUGAAGAACGUAUUGCUCCUGAAGCAGCAACAGGACAGCAGGAGGAGGUGGCGGAAGUUCCAAGAAUUGCUCCCGGUGUCCAAUUUGAUUCAAGAAAUGAGGAUCACAGGAUUAUUCAUGAAUAUCUUCGGCUGCAGCAGGAACGUAACUCCACCAAUCCUAGGCAUAGUAUAGAGGAGGUGGAAGAUAUUUCAACGAUGCAUCAAUUUGCUCAAGAUUUUGAACAUCAUACAGCCGAAGGGAUUCAUGGUCUUCAACCGGUCGCCGGUCAUCAACCGGUCGUACUCGAGGAGGGUCAACGGUUGAUUAUGGAAAACGGUCAGCGGCUGGUAGUUGAGAACGGUCAGAUUAUUGUUGAAAACGACGAGAUUAACGAACCUUUGCAGGAGGUUCCCGAGAGGAAGAUAGAUAUAGAAAAACUGGUUGAUCUAUGUUUUGAAGAAGAGUUUAGAAGAAAGGAGACUGAGAUUUUUUCAACCCAACGCGGUGAGGAGAUUACUGAAACAAUCGAAAUUGUCGAGCCACAGUUUUACAGCUCCGAGCCCCACCGCCAACUGUAUCAUGCGCGGCAACAAGUCCAAGAACUGCCUCGUCACAUUAAACCUCAGGUGCUAGGAAGCAAGGAUAGACCUAGAUAUAUUCGUCCUUCGUCCAACCACAUCCCCUCAAUUCACAUUCGUUCGAUGGUAGCGGAACCUCGUCCCAGCUCCGUUCAAGACUCAUCUCUCCGUCACCAUUAUAGUCCCAGUCAAAGGUUUAUUUCUGCUGCUCCCUGGUCCGCUAUCUGUAAGAAACCUCGUCUCAGUCCUUCCUCUCCUACCCAACAUUGCCCUACUCCGUCCUCUUCUACACAACCCCGUCCUACUGUACCCUCUCUUCCAGCUCAACAUUGUCCUACUUUAGCCCCUGCUCCUACUCAAUCUAUGCCUACUUUAGCAUCUACUUCUAUUCAACCGUCAGCUAGCAACCAAAGGCCUUCCGUUCUCCUAGAAAAUCAUUCAUCUGGAAGUUCAGGGCUUCGUACUGCGAUUUCAGUGUCGGGAGUUUCAGGGCUCAUGAAUCAACGACGACCUUCACUGGUUCCUAUAUCCAGUCCCAACCAUAUUGUUCCAGAGUCACAAAAUAUAAAAAUAUCUAUCAAUACCGGUUCAGUGCUCCUUAAUACUCGUCCUGAAUCUUCAAAAUCCGCGAAUGAAAUCAGCAUUUCUACCAAAAAUAUUAUUUCCCCUCUGAACGCGGUGAUGGCAGCCGUUCAUGGUGAAGAAAAUGUGAAAACAUCUGCCACUGGCAGAAGUAUUGUAACCAAAGAAUCUGUUGUACCUCUAAACCAAGUUUCUGUCAUCGUGAGCAAGUCUCCUUCCCUACCGCCGUUCCCUGCCGCUAGUCUGAAGAAACGAUCCAGGUCGCAGGAACGAGAAAAAACCUCAACAGAGUUAAGAAAGCGUCAAAGGCUUAGUAAUCCAAUCAUUCAAGUAAACAAAUUUAAGAUUCCCUACUUGGGCUUUACAUUGGAGGAAGAUUUCAUGAUUGCUGAAAUUUAUGAAGGAUGCAAGUUUUUCCUAUCAGCUUGCUACAAACGACUACUGGAGUCUCAGCCUGUCCUGGGGACAAAGUUUUUGCGUGAUAUGGUGGUACCUAGAGGCUGUAAAGUUGUUUAUGAUGAACAUGCUUACCAUCACCUAAGAGAAUCAUUUAAAGCAACUUAUUUUGGGAUGAGUAGUAUUCUGUUCCCAUCAAGCAUAGGAAAACUCUCAAAUGGAUUUCUCGCAAACGUGUUCAAGUACUCUUAUCCUGCCCUUGAAGCCCUGGAGUAUGGAAUUUAUUUCUCGUAUUCCGACUGUGGCAACCUUCUAGAGCAAGAAUCCAAAACAUGUCUUCUCAACUCAGACAUAGAAAAGAUUAUCUGUGAUUCUGUACCUGAGUUUCGUGAUGCUGAAUCUAAAUCAAUGCAAGACUUUGAUAUCUUAACCAGCCCUUGGUGCAGUAAACAAGAAGACGAGGAGUUCUUUAUUAACACUAUUACACAAAUAGGACAGAUUUUGAAGAAUGAUCAGAAACUGCGUUGCCUCGUGUUCUUGCUGAUAGCUGUCAGUCAGACACAGGAAUCUCCGCUGGCGAAGAAUAAGAAUAUUCGAACCCUCAAUACCAGUCUAGCUCAGCUACUCUAUAGAUAUCUGCAGAAAGAAGAAGCGAGGUCACCGAGUACAUCAUCUCAAUCAUUCACGGACAAGUUCACAAUCAUUCUCUCACUGAUCAGUAAACUACAUACGUGUGGAGAUAUUUUUAUGAAUCGGCGAAUCAAAACCCUGCCUGACCUUGCACCUGGGCUGACACAAGAUAGUUUAGCGCUCACUCAAAAUAGUUCAGUGUUGACGGAAGAUGGAUUAGCGCUGACACAAGAUACUUCAGUGCUGACACAAGAUACGUCAGUGCUGACACAACAUACGUCAGUGCUGACACAAGAUACUUAAUUGCUGACGCAACAUACGUCAGUGCUGAAACAAACUACUUAAUUGCUGACGCAAGAUUGAUUAGCGCUGACACAAGAUACUUCAGUGAUGACACAAGAUACGUCAGUGGUGACACAAGAUACGUCAGUGCUGACACAAGAUACGUCAGUGCUGACACAAGAUACUUCAGUGCUGAUACAAGAUACUUCAGUGCUGACACAAGAUACUUCAGCGCUGA